AUGUAGUUCCGUAUGUUCCUAUCAGAGAAUAGUCUUUUGAACUAGUUCUUUCCCGAACGACACAACCCUGAUGAAGACCAAGUCGACGUAAUUUUUUUUUUUCUAAAUAAUUUUCAUCUUUCUAAGGAGUCAGCUAGAUAGCAAGAUUUGCAUUUCCUCACGCUACUAGGGAAAAAGUGCAACGAAAGCCACAGCCAGAUUCAUUACUGAGUCAUUUUUUCUGUAUUGGCUACACGGCUGAAUUGGACAGUACGUCUUACAUUGUCAACAUUGUCAAAGAUGUCGUCUUCGGCCAUAUAUGUGCUGGACGUGAAGGGUAAGGUCCUAAUAUCGCGGAACUACCGCGGUGACAAUAUGGACAUGGCUGUAAUUGACAAGUUUAUGCCAUUGCUGAUGGAAAAAGAGGAGGAGGGUAUGAUCACACCUAUACUACAAACCGCAGACUGCACCUUCGCAUACAUCAAGACCAAUAACUUGUAUAUCGUGUCGACAACACCACGCAACAAGAAUGUGAACAUUGCACUUGUGUUUGUGUUCCUGCACAAGAUCGCUCAGGUGUUUAUUGAGUAUUUCAAGGAGCUGGAAGAAGAGUCGAUCCGUGACAAUUUUGUAAUUAUCUACGAGCUGCUGGACGAACUAAUUGAUUUUGGCUAUCCACAAACUACUGACUCCAAAAUACUACAGGAAUAUAUUACCCAGGAGGGACAUAAAUUGGAAAUACAGCCACGCAUACCAGUGGCUGUAACAAAUGCAGUUUCAUGGCGUUCGGAGGGCAUUAAAUACCGAAAGAACGAAGUAUUUUUAGAUGUCAUCGAGUCUGUCAAUCUUUUGGCCAAUGCAAAUGGAAAUGUUUUACGCAGUGAAAUUGUUGGCGCCAUUAAGAUGAGAGUGUAUCUGUCUGGUAUGCCGGAACUAAGACUAGGCCUCAAUGACAAAGUCUUGUUUGAAAGUACAGGUAGAGGGAAAUCAAAGUCCGUCGAACUGGAGGAUGUGAAAUUCCACCAAUGCGUGCGUCUGUCGCGCUUUGAAAAUGAUAGAACGAUUUCGUUCAUACCACCUGAUGGGGAAUUUGAAUUGAUGUCCUACCGGCUCAAUACACACGUCAAACCCUUAAUUUGGAUUGAAUCCGUUAUUGAAAGGCAUGAACAUUCUCGCGUAGAAUACAUGAUCAAGGCUAAGUCCCAGUUUAAACGUCGUUCUACAGCCAACAACGUGGAAAUCAUUAUUCCAGUUCCAGCAGACGCCGAUUCACCAAAAUUCAAGACAACAAUUGGCAGCUGCAAAUAUGCUCCAGAGCAAAAUGCAGUUAUUUGGACGAUCAAGUCAUUCCCAGGCGGCAAGGAGUAUCUAAUGCGAGCCCACUUUGGAUUGCCAAGUGUAAAAAGUGAAGAUAGCUUGGAGGGCAAGCCUCCAAUCCAAGUCCAUUUCGAGAUACCAUACUUUACAACAUCGGGAAUACAAGUUCGUUACUUAAAAAUUAUCGAAAAGAGUGGCUACCAAGCAUUGCCAUGGGUUCGAUACAUAACUCAAAACGGAGACUACCAGUUGCGCACUAAUUAAUUGUUCUUUCAUUACUGUCUUUAAUUUUACACACACAUAAUCGGAUUUGUCUAUGUCCAAAAUAAUUUCAUUCCGAAGAACCUAUGUAUAUGUCGGUCAGUUACUAAAGCGAUGUUUGAUUUUCCUGGAACAGCAUGCCUAAUGAAAAAUGGUUAAAUUGUGGGAAAAGGUCGACGUAUACACUAUAGUCACACAGCUAUUCCAUUUUGAUAAUGUUUUUUUUUUUAAUUAGUUGGAGUAAGAGGGCUCACUAAAUUACUUAAGAUUUGUUAUAAUGUAUUUUCAUCCAAAUUGAUGUAAGAUAAAGUUUUCUGUCCGUCUAAUCAAUAAAUUAUAUAAACAUACAUAUUAUAUACACUUUAAA
This is a messenger RNA of Musca domestica (house fly), 1924 nucleotides long. RefSeq names its product AP-1 complex subunit mu-1 (gene AP-1mu). Gene Ontology annotation, cellular component: clathrin-coated vesicle; clathrin adaptor complex. The transcript has 3 exons. Gene Ontology annotation, biological process: intracellular protein transport; vesicle-mediated transport. The record is from RefSeq and is a predicted model, not a curated record. Gene Ontology annotation, molecular function: clathrin-cargo adaptor activity. The coding region runs from base 280 to 1560 and encodes 426 amino acids. NCBI's taxonomy places the organism in Eukaryota, Metazoa, Arthropoda, Insecta, Diptera, Muscidae.